Molecule: messenger RNA, 864 nt
Organism: Cryphonectria parasitica EP155
Lineage: Eukaryota; Fungi; Ascomycota; Sordariomycetes; Diaporthales; Cryphonectriaceae
Exons: 3
Coding region: 1-864 (287 amino acids)
Source: RefSeq, a predicted model, not a curated record
AUGCCUGAAGCCACAGUCAAACCGACUUUGAGUAAGUUCUGGAAGAAUUGUCAACCACAAAAUUGCGUGCUGAUCAAGAGGCGCCACACAGGGGUCCUCUCCCAAAGCCAAGCGUUUCCGAGACUCUUCUUUGCCUUCACACCACUCUGCAGCCAGAACUGCGCUGAUGAUCAGUUCGGUGUCAAGAGUCUCAGCUCAGGCCAAGGAUUCUUGCCCCAGGACGACGUGUCCAAGUCAAGCUUGCCUCAGGCCAUUGUCAGUUCCGUUGGCAGCAUUCUAGAGGAAUACGAGGUGGACAGAACGGCAUGCUUUCUGAGUGGCGCGUUCGAGUUGACACGGAUUGAGAUGAUUGCGGACACGAUCGCCGACGUGAAGUCAGGCAACCACUGGGCCAAGAUCCUCUCUGCCGAGACGAGCUGGAUGGAAUACAUGGACCACGGCUGGCUGGAGCAAAUCCUUUACAACGAAGAGACUGAGAAUGCUUCCAAUGGCCUUUCGAAUGCCCCCUUGUCCAUGGACACCUCAUCGCCGACGGAUACCAAACUAGACACCAGCGCCGCCCAUGACGAUGCGGGCAUCCGUAGGAUGCUUACCUUCGACGGUAUGGCGCGGUCCAAGGCGGGUGCCGUGAUUCUUGCCGAUGUGGAUCAUGCAGGCUGGAUUAUCGACUCGCCUCCUUUCCCUGCUGGUACCCGGCCGGCUCGCACCGGCGACAUGUACUUCAUGAAGAGUACCGUUACUGGCGUAGCUCACCGUAGCUUCGUCGGAUCGUUCUCGGUCAAAGAUGCCUUGAAGAGACGCCGGAACGAGUCCCCGCCGCCCGUCUCAUCGGAAAACAAGCGCCAGCUUCGUUCCCGCAAGUGA